Messenger RNA from Ictalurus punctatus (channel catfish), 9093 nucleotides. It is a transcript of the gene c7h4orf54, whose product is annotated as chromosome 7 C4orf54 homolog. Lineage: Eukaryota; Metazoa; Chordata; Actinopteri; Siluriformes; Ictaluridae. Bases 678 to 5063 code for a protein of 1461 amino acids. The record is from RefSeq and is a predicted model, not a curated record. The transcript is spliced from 2 exons.
CCUCCAUCAGAUCACGUCAUUUUGGAGAGGCGUUUUACUUGUGGUAUAUUAUUAGGCUAUUAUUGUUGUUGUUGUUGUUAUCAUCAUCAUCAUUGUUAUUCUUAUUCUUCUUAUUAUUAUUAUUAAAGCGCCCUGAACGUGGACUAUUGUAACACAGAUUUUAUUUUGGUCCAAAACAGUGUUGUGUUGGAGAUUCGGCCUUGUCCACAGGAUGUAACAAAACACGCCGGACACAACAUCCUAGUUUAAAAUAGCCGUUUUCGCAUUUCGUCACCGUCUCUAUAUUUGUAGAUAUGCGUAUUAAAGGCAGGUGGCACCGCAGCAGAAUAGGCUACGUAAUGGAAGUGAAGCUCCAGGACAGCUUACAUAAAGGUAUUAAGUUAGUCUAUGACCUUACAUCCAGCAAAAUGUAAAAAUUAUUUGUCUGUAUCGUUUAGAAGCCCCUCGGCUGGGCUCAGGAAUGUCUGUUCUGCUCGUGUCACCAUCUGAAAUGAGAGUCUGGAGCGCCACGCUGACAACUGUGGGGAAGAAAAUCUACGCAGAGUAACAACUCCACUAGGACUGUACAACAGGGGCGAGCAGUAGGGCUUCCUGGGGAACAGUGUCUCUAAUAUUUACCCACAUAAAAGCAAAAAAAUAAUAAUUUUCUAAUCAACCAAGUCCUUCAUCACAAAGCAAUGGCAGUAUCAGAGAAGGCACUGAUUUACGGCGGGGACACACACUGCGCGCUGUCCAGCAAAGUUUUACGCGUCGUGGCGGCUCCAAAGGACUCGAAUUAUGUAGAUCUGAACGAAUUGCUAGACCUGAAACUGGGCGAGACGAAAGCGGUGCAAGUACGUUUUCCCGGCCAGAAGGACACCCUUCAGUGCGUCCGGCUUCCUUCGGCGGAACAUCUGCCCAGUCCCGCGCGCAAAUGUGUUAAUCUGGAAUGCUGGGAGAAUGGCGGAACAGAGGGAGCAACAGAAACAAAAACAGCUGGUUCUUCUGAAAGACUACGGCUCAGUCAUGGAAGCCUCAGUGACUGUCCCGAGUUACUCGAAGAGCUCGAAUCGGAGAGAGCACCGGAACAUUUGGGAAAAGAGACCAAAGCACACGAGGAUGGUGAUUUACAGCGCACGGAUUUGUAUCUCAGCGAGAAAAGCGAGUCUGACGACGAAGUGGAUUUGGUGAUCGCGGAUUACUGCGUACAUGGAUUCGCCGAUGAUGAGGCUCACUACAUCACCACGCACGAAAUUCAUCUUUCCGAACUCGAUCACGACGUGGACUGCGAUUUAGAAACAGGAUCCACUUGGGAUAUCGAGGACGACCACCAGGUCUAUUCGUUCGUGGACUAUGCAUCUGCCAACAGCGAUGAACCCACAGGAGGACAGGUGGGAAACAACCAGGGCGAGGCUCAUAGGAGCACUGCAGUGGCAUGCAGUCAGGCAGAAAGUGAACCGAGCGACAGGACCAGGAGCGCCACCUCAGACGAGAAAGCGCCCGAGUGCCAAGGCAAAAGCACAGGCCACAUUCAUCUGUCAAUCAAAGCCACUUCCAGAGCUAUAAACAAACCUAGCAACGUCCAAGAAAAUGAUGGAGGCCAGCACCAUCAUGCCAUUCACACUGGGGACAUGAACCAUUGUGUUUUAAAGGACAAGGGAGAAAAGGUAUGCGAUGGCGCAAAGUGUUUGAUUGCUCUGCCCGGGCGUUUGCACUUUGGAAACAAACACAAAGGCAAAGAUGUUACAGCGUACUCCAGCGGCACAUCCAGCGCUGUUAGUGAGUUGGACGAUGCCGACAAGGAAGUGCGCAAUCUCACGGCCAGAGCUUUUAAAAGUCUGGCCUAUCCGUAUCUCGAUGCCAUCAAUUUCAGCACUUCCAGCGAGUCCUCGGCUUCAGAGCGCAGCAAAGGGCUCAACAGGUGGUCAGCACUUGUUGAUCUAAAGUAUGGCAACGUAAACGUGUCCAAAGGAGGCGGUAACAAUAUAGUGGUCCAUCAAAAUGCCGCGUCUAAUUUUCAGUUGGCAAAAAGGACGGAUAGUAAAGGGAUAACGGGAUUAACUCUGACCAGUAGAAGGGCGCCCCCAGUCGAGAUAUUUGCCUUGAACGGCAAUCUUGUGAACCCCCAAAACGCAUCGUCAACAAAACAAAUUGAGCUCAUGGGCAAAAUUGGACAGGUUCAGAGCGGGGUAAUAAGGCUGACUGAAACGCUGAAUUUUCGCUGCAACGUUAAAGCGGGUCCGCAUGCACACGAAAGGCGCGUGAAAUCCGCCCGAACCGCUGGAGGAUCACGUUCCGCAGAUGAGGUUACAAACCCUCGGCAAAAGGCGCACAGCAAGCCACCGUGCAAUUCAGAAGAAGCCAUGGAGGACGUGCACAAGAAAUCCAUAUUUGCUUCGAGCAUACUAAAAAAUGUCAUUUCGAAGAAAAUGCAGUUCGAGCAGGAGCGCAAGAUGGAGCGGGGAGAGAUCUGCGAGCCGGGCAGUCACGAGCACGAAGCGCACCGAGACAAAGCUGUGCUCAAAGGACUUCACAGACAAAGCUCGAAACUCUCCGAGACAGGCUCCGACUUCAGUAUCGUGUGCCUAGACGAACUCGGAGACAUCGGAGACAGCGGAUCCUGCGACGCCAAGGCCAACGAGCGCCACGAAGAACCUCUCGCCUUCGCAUCGGAAACCAAUUUAGAGUCGCAGAACUGCGCGGCAUUCGACACUAAAAAAGGAGCUGCGGACGUGUCCAGAGGCGCACUGAUUCGGAGCCAAAAUAGCGCUUUCAGAAGCUGGAGGGACGAAGAGCCAGAGGUUCAGACUGAGCGCAAAAACGAGCAAACGGACUCGACGAGCAGCAAGCUUACAAAAAUGUCGCGCUUAUUUGUGCCAAGCAUCCAAAUAGUGUCCGGUGAGAGAGAGCACGAGAAGCCUGAGCCGAGAGCGGAUUGUAACCGAGAAAAGAGAAGCAUGGACACUUUGUAUGUAUCAGACGCCGCUCAAAAACCUGGAGCGUCGAAGUCGCCAGAAAUUAAAAUAAGUUUACGGAGUCUAAGAGACAACCGGAGCGACCCAUUGAGCAUCGCUAAGCUCCUCACUCCUGGUACAGGCUCUAGUGCUGGCGGAUUGAUGAAAACAAGCGAUGAGCCCAAAUACCAAGCGCUCACUGCUGCACUGAAGAGCGACUCUUCAGACAAAAUCCCACACUUCACAGUUAGAGAUGUUCGAGACAAGGCAAAGAUGCAAGCGCCAAUACACCAGGUUAGAGAUGUGCGCAAACUGGUUAAGAGCUCGUAUCACUUUGUAUCUUUGGACAAUAACAGCACGGACAUGGAGCACAAGACCUCCAAACAGAACGCCUAUCAGAAUCCGACAACCCUUCCUCCUAUCGUGAUUAAGUGUCAUUCGGUGAAUACAAAUAACAAUGCAAAGCAAUCAGAAAAACUCUCGGAUUCCUCUGAUCAUAAACCGGUUGAGGAUAUCCUAGAGGCUGAUGGGUCACAUCCCCAGGAGACCAUAGAUGGCGUCAAUACGGGCUCGGCACAAAUAAGCAAACCAACUGACCAGGUGCAUUUAGCCAACAUAAAGCAAGAGGAAACCCUUGAAUUAGGAAUUGAGACAAAAACCACCACAAAGAGGCAAGAGAAAGUAUGUGACCCAGGUGAGAAAAAGGCUGAUUCCAAGAUGGCUGCUCUGGAAAAACUUCAGGCUGCUGUUAAGACAAUGGAACAGCUUUACGUGUUUGACAAAAAUGAGUGGAAGAGGAAAUCUGAGCCACAACCGUUAACAGACAGCCAUGUGCUUUCACUCCUUAGUAGUGAGCAUCACGGAGGUGAUGAGCAAGACCAGGGGAACACUAGUUCCUCAUCAGUUACCAUGAGGCGAGACUCAUUCUCAAACCCAGAUAAGAUGGCAACUGCUGGACAGCAAUCAACACGAAAAGAAGAGAAGGAAUUAUUUAAAACAUCACACACUCCUGCCAUCCAUGACAAACGAAAGGACACCAAAACUGUGAUGCACCUUGGUGGAACUCCUAAUAAGAACAUUUCUAGCCUAAGCCACAGUCAGAAAUCUUUCAUGCCUGUUACGACAAGUUCAGUUAAAGCAUUGCAGAUGCAUGCCUCAUCCUCAGCAUCUGUUAGUUCUAUAGCUGUGAAGAACCGUAAGUCUCCAAAUCCACCAGUGUCUUUAAAUACAGGUAUUACCAAGUCAAAGCUAGUCACAGAGAGGAGAGAAAAUCUAAGUAGCAAUGCAGACAAAUCAAAUAGGGCUGGAUUUGCCCCAGUUCAGUUUACGUCUUCGGUUGACUCAGAGAAUUACGUAACCAUACCUGUGAAACCAUAUGCCCAACAAUCUCACAUGGUACACAGCAGCAACACCAAAAGUCACGGAGACAGUCAUCAGCCCCCCAAACGUUCAAGUACUGUUAUGGAGACACGCUCCCCAGAUACCCCUACUGCUACGAUAUACCAUCACCCUCUGCCUAUUACCAUGCACGCAGCACAGCCACAGGUAAUUUGUUUCUCUCCUACUGUGCAGCCAUCUCCUGUCCCCACAGACCACUUUCCAUCCACCCAGAGAAAAAUGCUCCUGGAUCCCACUACUGGAAAUUAUUAUUUGGUUGACACACCUGUCCAACCAGCCACAAGACGACUUUAUGACCCAGAAACAGGGCAGUAUGUUGAUGUCCCCAUGCCACAACACCCUCCCAUGACCCCUGUAUCUGUGCCUAUCUCCCCGCUUGCACUUAGCCCUGGAGGCUAUGGUCAUACCUACAUGUUCUACCCAGGAUACAUGGCCUCCACAGUGAUUCCUGCCCGGACCAUUCAGUCUCAGCUUUCCAUGCAAUCAGAGAUGGAAGCAGGAGACGAAUCGCAUACAGGGCAGCAGGGAGAUGGAACCUACACGGAAAGCCCUUAUUAUAUGCCUUCUGGGAAGUUUCUGCACUUAAAUCCAGGUGCUCAGCAUGUCACUACUGGCAGGGCGGCAAACAACAAAGUGCCUGUCAUCAGCAUCACCUCCCAGCAAGGGCCCAGGAUCAUCGCACCUCCAUCCUUUGAUGGUACCACCAUGAGUUUUGUGGUGGAGCACAGAUAACUGUCAGGUCACUUAUAAUGAGCUGCCUAUAGUACGUCCAGUCAGCACUUCCAAGAUCUGAUGUGUCUAUUUUCUUUCAUUGACACAUCUAAUGAUUGUCCAUAAUUUCCUUCAACAGGAAGAGCCUUACCACUAUCAUUCAUCACUUUCUUUGUCAUGUAAUGUAAUUCUUUAUUCUUUAUGUCUUCUGUUUGCAGUGCAACUAUGCAACGUCUUUUUUUUUUUUUGUAUAGUUUUAUUUUUUUUUUUGCAACGUGGAUGAGAAAUUGGAUGGAAUGGUUUUAAAAAUGAGAGUGAGUGCUUAAUGCUAUAGCAUUUCAGGUUAAAGCAACAAAUCAUUGGGUCACCUAUUAAAUAUUGUCAAGUCAUAAAGCAAGACCUCUUUUCUAACUGGCCAAUAUUGGAGAAAUUCUUAAAAAUCUUAAUAUUAAAACGUUUAUUUUCCUGUCUAAGAGUAAUUCACGAAGCAUUAUAGGCGUAAAAAUUCACUAAAACAGAAUCACAAACAAUCCUAAAUGCAUGCUGCCGGCAAUUAAUGGCAUGAGUUUACAAAAUGCUACUUUGCCACAUGAACAUUGCAGUUAUACAGUUAAGAUGAACUACAUAUAUCAUCAAACUACAUCAAACAAUGGAUACACUCUCCAGACUGCUAUUACAAAUUCACUGAUGGAAGACAGCAGUUUUCAAGUAAAUAUUGACUGUAAUUGGCUGAUGUACAGGUCUUCCCGAUAAACUCAUAAAUGAAAACCAAUUGCAUGGUGAGCGCCAAUAUUCAAUAUAACCGCACGAUUGCAAGUGCGAUAUUGCUUUUAUACAACAGUUCUAUAAAUAAGAAAUUAAUAUUGAGUAUGAGUGACAUUAAUAUGAGCAACAUUUCGGGUGAAAUUGGCAUCCCCUUCUUCCUUUUCAUCUUCAAUUGAUGAGCUUUCAUAUUUUAAGCCAAAUGUUAUAAUCCUGAAAAGUAUCUUAUACCAUGUCUGCCAGUUUCUUUUACUAGUAGUAUCACUAACACUACUAUAGUAACUGUUUCAAACUAGGAAGUGGAAUUUUACAUGGUGAACACAAUCGAAUGGAGUGACACACACACAGUGAAAGAUUCCAGUGUGGUUAUAGGAAAGCAAUCAACUGACCAAUCAAAUUAGUGAGCUAAUUGUUGUAUAGAUAUGAUUAUAUUAUUUUACAUGUUAUAUGUUGAGGUUAUUAUUAUGGCAGGGGUCAUGAGCUGGCGGACUGUGUUCUGUAUGUGGACCCAGCAAUGUUUUUCAGCCUAAUGAACUGAGUACUUGAAAACUGUAGUAAAGCGACUCUAGUUUUCAUAAACCAGCAUGGCUUUCUUAGGAGAUCAUCCGUUGUGGCCAAUCACAUACUUAAUGUAAAUUGUUUAGCUGAAAGCAGAUCAUCGGACCAGAGCUUAGCUACAGGGCUAGAUAUAGUAGGUUGGAAAGGGGGCGGGGUGUUACAGAAUUUCAUAGAUAUUUAUUUACUCUCUCUUCAUUGUAUAGACCCUCUCUAGUAUGAUUUGCUUAACUAACUUGCUUAAAGAAAACUGGGAAAAAGUUACUGUGUCUGUUCAGAGACUUUGCGCUAGUCAAAAGUAACCUGAAGCACCACUGAGAAGCAAAGCAUGACCACUUUGAAUUGUCAUAUUUAACUAAUCAUUAAUAAUUACAUAUUAAAAGAUAACUUGUCACCAUUCAGGAAUUUUGUGUAGCUGAACCUUCACAAAUUAUAGUUUAAUACCCCUGCCCUACAGUAUAAUCUGCUACAAAAUAAAUGUGUAAAUAUUCUAAAUAUUGCAAUUAAAAUGUGCUUAAAAAAUAAAAAUCCUGUCAUUACUACACAGGUAUAGGCUAUACUGAAAACUUGCCCAAAAUAUUUUUGAUGUGAGCAUUUAGAGGAUUGCGUUCAUGUAUGUAAAUACUCUCAUCUGAAAAAAAUUUUUAUGUGCAUUGGGAGUUUGUCGUCUGACAUACAUUAUAUGUCACUGACAAUAUUCAUCCAUAGCAACAGGUUCUCUUGGUUUAGGAAUUCCUUAGUUAAUGUACCCCUCAUGAAUAUGUUUUAAGAAGAAAUGCUUAGUUAGGAACUUUUAGUGUCACUGAGGAGAGAUCUUAAGAGAUAAAAUACGAUUAUUUGUGAAUAUGGCCUCAGGUUGUUGAAAGAAUCACUAAAAUAUUGAGUGUGACAUUUUUGUUAAUCAAAAAGAGGUGUGUAUUUUUUUAAAAAUACUAUGAAUAUAACUAGCAACAGGUUGACAAGCGUAAAAAUAAUUGCCCUUAUAUCCCAUAUUCUUUUCUUGAACUGUUUUAUGACUUGGUUUUCAUUACUCUUUUCUAAGAGGUCUUUUAGAUUCAGUACGUUUUGGAUUACAGUACAAUAUGGUACUGUAUAUUUAUGUCAUGUUUUGCUGCUCAUUGUACUGUGCGAUCCAUCAUAAAACACAUACAGAGGUUUGUGUUGAUUAAUAUGGUGGAGAACAAGAUGUUUUAGGGGACAGCCCUCCUCUAUGUAUCUCAAUCACAGUGCCAAUGCAAUUUAUGUUGUUUGUGUAAGUGUAGGUGGUUUUGUGAGCUUGAGUGUUUAGCCUCAGCCUUUCUGGAAGGGGUAACAAAAGCCCAAAAGUGAAAUAGUUCUUAAUAAGGAAAUGGGAUAUAAGGUAAAAUGAUCUUUACUGGAUUAUUCUCUAACCUGUUGAAUGCCAUAAUUCACAGUGAGAGUAGGUAUACUGCACAUUUGGUGGUCAUUCAAUUGCAGUUUUGUUACAUAAACGCCAUGAAGAACACCUCUAAUACAACCUGACAUAAUUAGAAAUUGGCCAAUACAGAAAUCAAUACAAUUAGCUUAUAUACUCACUGACCACUUUAUUAGGAACACAUGUACACCUGCUCAUUCAUGCAAAAUAUCCAAUCAGCCAAAUAUGUAGCAGCAGCACAAUGCAUAAAAUCAUGUAGAUAAAAUCAUGUCAAGUGCCUCAGUUAAUGUUCAAACAUCAUAACGAGGAAACAUUUCAUGAUCUCAGUAACGUUGACCGUGGUGGUUGGUGCUAGACAGGCAUGUUUGAGUAUUUCAGAAACUAGAGGUCAGCAGUUUCUGAAAUAAUAAUAAAACCAGCUCGUCUGGCACCAAUCACCUUGCCACAAAGUUACUGAGAUCACAUUUUCCCGCCAUUCUGAUAUUUGACUUGAAGAUUAGCUGAAACUCUUGAACGGUAUCUGCAUGAUUUUAUGUAAUGUGCUUUAUAGUUACAGUUACAGCUUAAUAUUCAUACUUUCAAUUACAUAAAAAGUGUACUGACACCUAUUGUAUUAAAAAAAAACUGUAAGAGGGACUAAAAUCUACAUUUAGCGAUAGAAUAUAGAAUUAUCAGGUAACAAAUUUACAAUUUUAGUAUUUCAAAUUUCUAUUUAUUAAGGAUUUGGACCCUCUGCUUUCCUGCGAUGCUGUAGUAGUUGUGUAACUAGUUUAGUCACAUGUUAUUACACCAAGUUCUUAAAAUCUGGUCGGAGCUGCUGGUCAGUCCGCUGUGCUGUAAUAACUUUUGUUUGAAGUAUCUCUGAAUAUUUGGAUUUGGUUUAUAAUUGAGUUUUUAAUUUAGUUUAAUUUUAGUAAUAAUGCCUCAAAGUGCCAUAUAGAAUACUUUUUUUUAAAGAUGCUCCUGCUGCUAAUUUAGCAAACUAACAUCAAAUAGGUAAUAUUCCAUCCAUUAUUAGAGCCACAGUUUCUUUUGAAGCCUUUCUAUCUAGUUAAUGUUAAAAUGAGACUGAAAUGACUGAGUUAGACUAAGUAAAGUCACGUUGAGAGGGGAAGUGGAAUUGUGUCAGAUGGGAAAGAGGAGAAAAAGAGUAAUGAAGUACUGUCAUCAGAAAGCAAUAAUGAACGGGUUACAAGUGAAACGAAAGCAAAAGGAGGAACCUUUCAGUGCCAGAAGAUGUCUUUAUUGUUGCAAAAAUAUUCAAUUGUUCUUGGAGUGAUUGCUUGUUUUUGAGAACAUACAGUAAUUUGUUCAAUAAAAUAAUGCAGUUUUCCAAAA